CUCCCCGACUGGGGAGGAGCUGCCGCGGGAUCCGGGUGGCUACCGGCGGCGGUGACGGUGGUUGUGGUGUCAGCGGGGUCGGGUUCGAGGCCAGAACCGGGUCGCAGCGACUUCGGAAGCACAAAGGCCGCGGGCGGCGCCCCCCCUUCCUAGACAGACUGCAGGGCCCGGGCUGAGGGUGCGAGGGUGCCCCUCUGCUCCGCCACACCCGCACCCACACCCACGCCCACGGGGAUGGCCUCGGCGGGGGACGCCUCCUCGGGCCCGCGGGAUGCGGCCGAUCAGAACUUCGACUACAUGUUCAAGCUGCUUCUGAUUGGGAACAGCAGCGUGGGCAAGACGUCCUUCUUGUUCCGCUACGCCGACGACGCCUUCACGCCCGCUUUCGUCAGCACCGUGGGCAUCGACUUCAAGGUCAAGACCGUGUACCGCCACGACAAGCGCAUCAAGUUGCAGAUCUGGGACACAGCAGGCCAGGAGCGUUACCGGACCAUCACCACAGCCUACUACCGCGGGGCCAUGGGCUUCCUGCUUAUGUAUGACGUGGCCAAUGAAGAGUCCUUUGCCGCCGUGCAGGACUGGGCCACGCAGAUCAAAACCUACUCAUGGGACAAUGCCCAGGUGAUCCUGGUCGGUAACAAGUGUGACCUGGAAGACGAGCGUGUGGUCCCCACCGAGGACGGCCAGAGGCUGGCAGAUGACCUGGGUGAGUGGAGCUUCCCCCCAGCGCUGGGGGAUCCUCCCAUGCGGUGUCAGGGUCCCAGUCUAGUUUGA
Molecule: messenger RNA, 774 nt
Organism: Erinaceus europaeus (western European hedgehog)
Lineage: Eukaryota; Metazoa; Chordata; Mammalia; Eulipotyphla; Erinaceidae
Gene: RAB3D
Product: RAB3D, member RAS oncogene family
Exons: 4
Coding region: 235-774 (179 amino acids)
Biological process (GO): protein secretion; protein localization to plasma membrane; regulation of exocytosis
Cellular component (GO): endosome; plasma membrane; synaptic vesicle
Molecular function (GO): GTP binding; GTPase activity
Source: RefSeq, a predicted model, not a curated record